Molecule: messenger RNA, 1169 nt
Organism: Oncorhynchus gorbuscha (pink salmon)
Lineage: Eukaryota; Metazoa; Chordata; Actinopteri; Salmoniformes; Salmonidae
Product: uveal autoantigen with coiled-coil domains and ankyrin repeats protein-like
Exons: 4
Coding region: 22-441 (139 amino acids)
Molecular function (GO): actin binding
Source: RefSeq, a predicted model, not a curated record
UUAUUUGUCUGUGUCCAAGUGAUGGCAGGCUGCUCCUCGAGCGUCAAACUACUGUGUGACAGCGGGGCCUCUGUAAACGCAAGUGAUUUUGAUGGGCGGACUCCUCUGGUGCUGGCUACCCAGAUGUGCCAUCCACACAUCUGCCAGCUGCUGUUGGAGCGAGGGGCCGACAUCGCCAUCCGUGACAAACAGAACAAGACCGCUCUGACCCUGGGCUGUGAGUAUGGCUGUAAGGACGCAGUGGAGGUCCUUCUGAAGAGCGGCGCCGACGUGACGGCCGUGGACAGCUUUGGCCACGACUGUUUCCACUACGCCCGCCUCAGCAAGAACCAGGAGCUUGUCAGCCUUUUCAAGACCUACCUCGACAACGUCACCAAAGCAAAAGAAGCUGCCAAGAUGGAGCAGAAAAAGCGACAGGUAACAUCGCAUCGCUCACUUUAAUUGCCAACCUUCAUACUGAUUUCUGUGCACGGAGAUGCACUAUCAGAUUUAAAACAACACACUUCACCACAGACAAUGUCUCCUAGAUCCGAGGGCAAUGCCUCUCCUGCUAUGUUGCCUCUGAGCUGUUGAUUAGACUGUAGUUGUUAUUGUUGAGCUGUAUAGUAAUCACUUGACAUUUCUACUGUUAUUUCCUCUGGGUGAAUCCAUUGUUGUAAAGGUGAGCCGGCUCAUAGGCUUAUACCAAAGGUUUGACGUGAGCUCCAUCAAGCAAAUAGGAUGGGUUUUUAGUAUCGAUUCUGUUAACGCUUCCUCGUCAAGGCACUUCCUGGGUCAUGUGUUCUGUAUACAUGGAGCGAUAGACGGUAUCUGUGAGUUCUGAACAAGCCGAUCGCAACAAUACCACUUAAGUUCAGUUUCUGCUCUAUUGAAUCUGACCACAUUCACUACUCAUUGAUUUAAUAUUGAAUCUGACCACAUUCACUACUCAUUGAUUUAAUAUUGAAUCUGACCACAUUCACCACUCAUUGAUUUAAUAUUGAAUCUGACCACAUUCACCACUCAUUGAUUUAAUAUUGAAUCUGACCACAUUCACUACUCAUUGAUUUAAUAUUGAAUCUGACCACAUUCACCACUCAUUGAUUUAAUAUUGAAUCUGACCACAUUCACCACUCAUUGAUUUAAUAUUGAAUCUGACCACAUUCACCACUCAUUGAUUUAAUAUUGAA